AUGACCUCUUUCCACUCUUCCAAUGACUUCCUGGGCUUCUUUAGAGCUGUGUGUGUUCACACGAUCAUUUUGGCCGUCCAAUUUUUCUCCAAUUGUAAAAAUGUUCUCAUCGCUAAACAAAAUCAAAAAAAUACCAGUGGUGUAACGGCCAAGGAGCACUUAGCACCUAUCCACUCUAAUUUUGUUAGGGAAGUGGUUAGCCUUUGUCCUGUCGUUCUUCGAAAUGCAGCCAUCCUAAGAAUAAUGGAUGCAGCUGAACCAACAUUAAUUUGCCCUUACAACAAGUCGCAUUCUAUCAUCUCAAGUCGUAUGCAAUUUCACCUGACUAAAUGCAGGGCACAACAUCCUGCAAGCGAGAAGGCUGUAUGUCCAUUCAAUUCGACGCAUAUUGUCCCCAAGGUGGAGUUAGAUUACCACAUAGCGGCUUGUUGUGACAGGAUCGUCUUGGAUUCAUUCACAUGUAAGGUCGGAUCUUCUAAUGCCCCCAAACUAGAACUAACAAAAGCUAAACCCCUUUUAAUAAAAAGUGACGAAAAUUGGGAAGUCAGUUAUCACAAAACCACUUGUGAAAAUCGCCUCCCACUUGAAAAAUUUAUUUACGAAAUUGGAUCGUCUCAAGGAUCAGAAGUAGCAAUUGAACCCGAACCUAUUCCGAUAGAGGGCGAGGAGAGCUGGGGUACGUCAUAUCACAAAACCACUUGUCCAAAUCGCCUUCCACUUGAAAAAUUUAUUUACGAAAUUGGAUCGUCUCAAGGAUCAGAAGUAGCAAUUGAACCCGAACCUAUUCCGAUAGAGGGCGAGGAGAGCUGGGGUACGUCAGAUGAGCCUCCAGUCUCAGUCUUAGAACAAGUUCACGAAACGUCUAGGCAGAAACCAACAUUGCAUGCACUUAUCGGGGCUCCCAAAAGUGAGAGAAAGGCGUUUCGUAACCAGGAAAGACUGAGAAUCCAAAGGGUUCUUGAUCAGCAGGGGGAACAAAGGGGGGGGGCCUCUAAGAAGGUAGAAUCACAAAGAAGAAUGGAAAGCGAAACAACUGCCAAUGAAGUAACACCACCCAGUCACAACCGCAAUAGAACAGUAAAUACCAGCCAGGCUAACAUCCAGACAAACACUGAUUAUACGAAUGUUGCUGGGACAUCGCGGGGCCGGACUGUAAACCCGAGAAACCCUUGGGGAACCAGACCUGCUGAAAACAUUGUCGCGUCUCAUAAUUUCCCCCAAUUAAUCCCUGAUAACAACGCAGGUCCGAGACCUGGGACCUCCAGGGAUGAUGAAAGAAAUGUUCCCGCAGCUAGUUCUUCACGCGUCAAUACCACAAGGCCUACCACAAAUCCCGUUCAAGAACGAGACCCGACUAACCCUUGGAGGGUCCCAAGGCCACCUGUGACCAGUACCAGUACCAAUAACCCCAGUACCAGUACCAGUACUAACACCAGUACUACCGACGCAGGGGAGUUCCCCAGCCUGCCGGUAGCCAGUAGAGGGAGAGGGCGUGGCAGGUUUAAGCCUAAAAACAAGUAAAUUAACAGCGUUGGCCCUCCUCUUAAUAACUGCAACAAUUAAAAAUUUUAUUUUUUUACUUUUUUUUUUUUUUGUAUUUUCAUAUUUACCCUGAUUUUUUAAUAGGAGUGUACUCAGUGAUAGUUAUUUUUAAAUUUUAUUUAUAUAUUUUUUCCUUCCACUUUAACAGUUUAGUUUGUGUCAGCUAAAGUUUUCAUCUUGCUCCGUUGAUCUAAGUUGUUGUGGUUUUUAGAGGUUCAAUUUUCUCUUCCCUCCUGGUUAUCGGCAUCAAUCGUUAGUAUUGGUGUUAUUCGAUAGUAAAGUUUUUCCAUCUUCAUUAAUUAGAUUUUAUCAUCUCCCAGUCUCAUUUCAAUCAUUUGACUUAAUAUUUUUAGCAAUAUAAAAUUUUUAACUGCAAUAACUUAACGUCAAUCAUAUAUUUUAAUCUUGUUGUUGUGAAAAUUAAUGUUUUAAUCAUGUUAUUUUUAAUAGGAUCGUUAAAUCCAUGAUUUUUCUAUGUUUAAACUAAUUGUGAUAUAUUAGGACUAAUCUUGUUAAAGUGGAAUUUUUAUAAUAAAUUAAAUACUUUUUUACCUUCGUAAACAUGUAAUAUCACAGUCAAAUCUGAAUUGAUAUUAGGAGGUGAAAAAUAAUAGUAUUUUUUAUUGGCUGUUGCUUCAUUUGUAUGUGGGAAAGUCGUGUAAAAACUGGAUUAGGUGAAAAUCUAUUGUAAAAUUUAGAUUGCGCUCAUUUUAAAUUUGUGUGUAUUUGUCUUUUUAAAUUAAAAAUUUAAUUAUUAAAUUGUUAAAGCCUUUUAUGGUAACGUUCUAAUCGAGUUUUUCACGACCACCACAAGUUAGGGUUUGUUUACAUUUUAUGUAAUGUAGUGGUUUUUAUCUUAUUGUAACUUGAUAUUGAAUAAAAUUAAAUUUUUGAAUGCAUGUGUUGUUUCUUGUGUUUUUAAGGAUCUUUUAAGUGCAAUCAUGAAAAACAGGAAUUAGAAUUAACUAGUGUUAGGAAAAUAAUUUAAAUGUUCAAUAAUGUUUCAUUAAUUAUUUAAAAUUUAGUCUUAGCUUAAACUAACUAAUUGUUCACAAAUAUCAUAUUUUUUUGGUUUUGUUCUGUUUCAUAUCCUUUCUUCCUUGGUUUUUUUUUUUUUUUUGUUCUCUUUAAUGUUCUUUCAUUAAUACAUUAGUAUUAAUAUUAAUAUAUUAGUAUUAAUAUUAAUAUAUUCUUACUAAUGUAUUUAUGAAUACAUUAGUAUUCUUGGUUUUUUUUUGUUAUCAUUCAUAUUGUUUCUGGGUUUUUUUAUUCUCCUUGAUAUAUGUAUUGUACCGCAUAAAAAAAAAAAAAAAAAAAAGUUUAGGCUAUUUCUUCUAUCCCUUCGUUUGCAGAAAAAUAAAUGUUUGAUUACAUUUAUACAUUUUAAAUUUGAAUUAUUAUAUAAGUAAAAUCAUUUUUAUAUUGUAGUUAAUUAAGUUUUUCAUGAUUGUCACUAAUUUAUUGUUAGCUUUUAAGUAUUGUGGUUCUUGAAACUAUUUUGAAUUCUACAUUGUGUUAGGACAAAAAAAUUUGCAAUCGUAUAAAACUGUACUUUAACUCAAGAAAUUUUAAUUGUUUGCUGUGUAAACUCUCAUUUUUUUACCGUUGUUCUAAUUUAGUUAUUCACGGCCGUCAAACAUUUAAUUAUUCAUAUUUCAUUACAUUUUAUACAAUUUAACUUUUGUAGUUUUACAUUGACUGUAAGCUGAUAUCAAGAUGAAAAAAGACAACCGUGUAUAAGUGAAUUAGGAACGGUUUUUUAAAAUUUUAAUUGUUUAACUUAACUUUAAAUUAUAGCCUCUGUAAAGUAAAUUUUAUAUUGUCCUAUUUCUGUCUUUCACAAGAAACACAAAUUUAGCGUUAGCGAUUGAUGCAAAAUUAAGUAUAUAGUAUUUAGGUUUGCAUAUGUAGUGUGUAGGUUCUGCAGAACAAAGAAAAAUUUCCAAUGGUAUAUGUGAUUAUUUCACUUCAAAAAGAAACUAUAAUACAUUAGUAUAAAACUUUAUUAAUCAGAAUCUACCUUAAACUCUCGAUUUGAAUUCUAUUUAAACCUAUUUACUAUUUUUUUUUUUUUUUUUUCCCCUGCCACCACAGAUUUAGUUCUUCCAGUUAGUUCUGUUUACUGUAUUAUUAUUAUUAUUAUUAUUACAAAUAUCUCAAAUUGGGUUCUAGCAAUUUCUCCUGUUAACCAUUAAUGUUAUGUCAAUUUUAGUUCUAUGUAAACUCAUCUUUUUUUUUUUAUUUUUGCCGGUUACCUCAAAUAUAAUUAUUUCUAGUAAUUUGUCCCAUUCACCUUUAACUUUACAUUUUACAAAAUGUAACCCCCUCCCCCUGUAUUCUUAUGCACAUGUAAUAUACACCAAUUCUGCAGAACAAUUAAAUUAAGUAUUUUUUACUUAGAUUGUAGUUAAAAGGCUGUCGUGUAAAACUGAAUUAGUUAAAAUAUAUUUAAAAAUGUUGACUAUUUUAAAUUUGAACUUUUCCCUUUUGAAUUGGGAUUAUUAAUUAUUAACUCUUUAAAGGAAUUAUUUAUAUUUUAUUAAUUCCGUUUUUCACAAUAACAGCAAAUUAGUCCUAGUUUUCUUACUAUGUAGUAUGUAAGUUCUGCAGAAGAAUAAAUUUCUGAAUUUCAAUUUGAAAAGAAACUGUAAUGCUGUCAAAUAGAAUUGUAUCUAUUUUAAACUGUCAAUUUUAAUUCUAUGUAACUCAUUUUUUUUUUAUUCCACUAAUUGUAUUUUUCCUCAAUUUUAGUUCUUGAAAUUUGUUCAGAUGGCCGUUAAUAUUAGAUUACAUUCUACAAAAUGUAACACUUGUUUUCUCAUCCAUUUUGUAAUCUAAUUGCAGAAAAAUAAAUAAUUAAUAAUAUUUCCGGUUUGCUUUACCACAAACUUUCAUACAAUGUUCCUUUCCAGUAAUAAUAAUAAUGAUUCCAAUUUACUGAAGUCGUAGAAAAUUCUUCAAGUGGCACUCCGUUAAGUUUAUGAAAUAUACUUCUCAUGGAUUUUAUAAGUAGAAGCUCCCCAAAAUAUGGUUUCCGGAAAUCUAAGUAUUUAAUGAAAACAAUACAUGAAAUUAAAUCAUAGUAAAUUGUCCCCAGAUUAUUUAAAAGCAUUAUACUACAAGUUAUAAGAAUGUUUUUUUACUAUUAGAAUUUGUAAUAUUUAGCAAUCAGAUAUUAAAACAGAUACCCUUUUUACACACAUGAAACCACUGAAUGAAUGUACCAUGAUCCCUAAAUGGCUGAAAACCGACGUGUUUGUUACCCAAUGUACUAAGAUUAGAGAAAAUAUUACUAUCUUUACCCUACAAUUACUAUUACUAACUUAGGUUUAUAUAUUUAAAUGUAUUUAACAGUUUUUUAUGUCUAUGUCUUAUGUGUUUUGUGAGAGUUUAUAGAUACAUAAGCUCUCUUUAUUAAAACAGCUGACUGAAUUACUAAUGCUAAUGUAUAUUUUAUCUAUAAGAUACAUCUUUAAAGUUUUCUAUGCAUUAGGGCUUUUAUUAGCAAUACUUUAAUAUAAUUAUAUAUAUCAAGUGAAAUGACAAUUUAAAAAACAGUGUGAAUGGAAAUAUUUUGUUGAUAUAAGUAUAUGUAUAUUUUGUAUUGUUCUAUGUUUUUAUUAUUUUAGUUUGUUUUGUCUCUGUGUAUUGGAGUAUGUGUGUAUAUAAAACCUCUCUGCGUCCAAGCUUUUAUUAAAAAAAGUUAUUCACUAUGUGAAAGUUGGUGAAAACAACAACAUAACAGAGUGAAUGCGAAUAUUUUAUUAAUGUAAAUAAAAGUAUAUUUUUUCAUUGUUUCAUGUGUCUAAAAAAACAAAACAUUUAAGACAGUUUGUCUUGUGUAGAUAUGUUUAUACGUAUAGAUAUAACUUGUAAGUACAUGUAUUUUUUUUUUCUGUAUCAGGUUAAGACAGAAUUGUGUUUAUUUUGAGUUUAAUUAUGUUAAACCAGGCUUCUAACCAUUUAUCUUGCUUAUUCCAUACUCUUUU
This is a messenger RNA of Nezara viridula (southern green stink bug), 5531 nucleotides long. The record is from the annotation of a GenBank genome assembly. Lineage: Eukaryota; Metazoa; Arthropoda; Insecta; Hemiptera; Pentatomidae.